AUGACUCAAAACGACGAUGAGCUUGAAAUGAACUGGACGGCAGAAGGGAUUGAGAUUGCAGAUGAUGAGAGUGUUAUCUCUAUGAAUAGUGAAGAUAAUUUUCAUGAAGAAGUAGAGCUAGAACUUGCCACUGGCAUUAAACGCAGUCGUGAGACAGAAAUGACGGACGUUACAAUUGACCACAACGAAAUAAUCGCCAUGAAGAAACAAAAGACCGAUUCUACUGUCAAGUGCCCGGCUCAAAAUCCCAAGGGCUUGCACAAGAUGACGGAAUUGGAGCAUUCUAAGCUUGUUAAUGACACUUAUCUUCUGCAUCGAGGUGGACAAAUGACGUUGUUGGAAAUAGCAGAUGGACUCAAUGAGUCACAUUUUCUGGCACCUACAGGUCUAGGCAAGCAUAAACUGGAACUCCUGCCAUCGUAUAUUCAUCACUUGUUGCCAACGUACAAGCGAGAGUUUCUGGGUAAGGACAAACGUCGUGAUAAAAGUCCAAUUGUCCUUAUCCUUUCUUCGUCUGCGCUGCGGUGUGUUGAGGUCAUCAAACACUUGGCGUCAUUUCAAUGUCGUGUGGCAAAACUCUUUGGCAAGCAUUUGAAGAUAAAUGAACAAGUCAAACAACUUACCAGUACCUACUUUCCAAUUGCUGUGGGUACACCUGCACGUGUCAAGAAGCUUUUGGAAAUCAAGGCAUUAUCAAUGAAGCAUACGAAACGCGUGAUUCUUGACAUGGAAAAGAACAAGAAACAGCUUUCGAUAUUAGAACUUAAAGAUACAGCCACUGAGGUAGUAGAUCUCCUUCAGUUCCACUUGCUGCCACAGCUUAACGCGAAACAGAGCGAGAUGAAGAUUGUCUUAUUCUAA
This is a messenger RNA of Peronospora belbahrii, 861 nucleotides long. NCBI's taxonomy places the organism in Eukaryota, Oomycota, Peronosporomycetes, Peronosporales, Peronosporaceae. The record is from the annotation of a GenBank genome assembly.